This is a messenger RNA of Folsomia candida, 858 nucleotides long. Its product is annotated as glucose dehydrogenase [FAD, quinone]-like. The transcript has 6 exons. The record is from RefSeq and is a predicted model, not a curated record. Bases 1 to 858 code for a protein of 285 amino acids. Gene Ontology annotation, molecular function: flavin adenine dinucleotide binding; oxidoreductase activity, acting on CH-OH group of donors. Lineage: Eukaryota; Metazoa; Arthropoda; Collembola; Entomobryomorpha; Isotomidae.
AUGGAUCAAUACUUACUUGGUUUGCACUACGUUAAGAACCUGGCCAUUUUUCUGGCUGCCAUCGUUGGCCCCCUGACAUCCUUCCAAUCCUUGACAAACAUCUCUUACGACAAGAGUGUUCGACCUGAUCCAGCCAAUUAUUCGGCCUAUGACUUUAUUAUCGUUGGCGCAGGGACUGCUGGAGGAAUUGCUGCAGCCAGGCUUUCAGAAAGUGGGAAAUAUUCUGUACUACUCAUAGAAGCCGGCGGAGAUCCACUAGAAUUGAAUGAUAUCCCAUACUUUCACGGGUUUAACCGGGACCGUCCCGAAACGGACUGGCUUUAUCGAACUGUUCCUCAAAAGCAUGCAGCCUUCGGUUAUUCCAACAACUCGACACCGUACCCGAGAGGAAAGUCACUUGGUGGGAGCUCGAACAUUAACGGGAUGGUGUUUCUUCGUGGGAAUCCAAAUGAUUUUAAUGAGUGGGCCACAAUAACGGGAGAUAGUGGAUGGAGCUUCGAAAAUGUGCUGCCGUAUUUUAAAAAGUUGGAGCAUUAUCUGACGACAGAGGGAAUAGUGGUCAAAUCUAUGUUUCAAAUCAAGAUUUCCAUCCACUUCAAGAUGAAUGGGUCGAAGCAGGAAGAUAACUCCGGUUUCCAUUCCAAGAUCCAAACGGCAAAAGACAAGUCUCUUAUCGAUAUCAAUCCAUUCACUUUAGAGGUGGAAGGCAUAACCUACAGGAGACAUGGCAAAUUUGUGAAACUUCAAGCAAAAAAGGAAGUCAUCCUAUCAGCUGGUGCUGUUGGGUCACCACACCUCCUCAUGUUGUCUGGCGUCGGACCUCGUCAGCACUUACGCGAAAUGAAUGUAGGUUCUUGA